AUGGCUAACAAUUACUGUGUUAGCUUCUUGCUGUUCCUCACAGCACUGAUUUCACUACUACCCAAAUCUUACCCAGAGUCCACAUAUCAAUAUAGUGAUGAACACCAAAUCCUUCUGGGGCUCAAGAGAUACUGGGGGAGCUCACCUGUGCUUGGCAGAUGGAACCUUACUUCCUCUGACCACUGCAGCUGGGGAGGAAUUACAUGCACAAAAGGUGAGGUCACUGCCAUUUCCCUUCCACAGCAAACCUUUAGGAAACCAAUCCCACCAUCCCUUUGCCUCCUCAAGAAUCUUACCUACUUGGACCUCUCCUCCAAUAACUUCUCUACUUCAUUCCCUACCAUACUCUACAAUUGCUCCAAUCUGAAGUAUCUAGACCUUUCCAACAAUGCCUUUGGUGGGAAACUCGCAGCUGACAUACACAGUUUAUCAGCAAAGCUAGAGCAUCUCAACUUAUCAACCAACCAUAUCAUGGGCAAAAUUCCACCAUCCAUUGGAUGGUUUCCGAAGCUCAAGUCACUGCUCCUCGACAACAAUCAGUUCAACGGAAGUUACCCAGCAAAGGACAUCAGCAAUCUGACAAACCUCGUGGUGCUGACACUAGCGGAAAACCCAUUUCUGCCAGCUCCAUUUCCAGUUGAGUUUGGCAAGUUGACACGCCUAACAUACUUGUGGCUGUCAGGUAUGAACAUGACAGGUGAGAUCCCUGAGAGCCUGUCAAGCCUCACAGAGCUCAGCCUCUUGAGUGUGUCAAAUAAUAUGCUGCAAGGCACAAUUCCGACAUGGGUAUGGCAGCAUAAGAAGCUUCGGUGCCUGUACAUGUAUAUCAACGGUUUCACAGGCAAGAUUUCAUCCAGUGUCACUGCCGUAAACUUGGUGGAGCUUGAUGUGUCCUCAAACAAACUAACAGGGACAAUACCAGAUGACUUUGGUAGGCUCAUCAACCUUACGGUGUUGUUUCUCUACACGAAUCAACUUCAUGGGUCAAUACCGCCGAGCAUUGGCUUGCUGCCGAAUCUCAGAGACAUCCGGCUAUUUGAGAACAUGUUAUCUGGUUCCCUUCCACCAGAGCUUGGUAAGCACUCACCACUAGGCAAUCUUGAGGUCUGCAACAAUAAUCUCUCGGGCGAGCUGCCAGCUGAUCUUUGCUCCAACAGGAAGUUAUAUGACAUCGUUGUGUUUAAUAAUAACUUUUCUGGAAAGCUUCCACAAUCGCUAGAUGGCUGCUAUCGGUUGAACAAUUUAAUGCUGUACAACAAUCAUUUUACUGGAGAGUUCCCCAAGAGCCUCUGGUCAGUGGUGACAAAUGAGCUAACAGUGGUUAUGAUCCAAAACAACAAUUUCUCUGGCACAUUUCCUACCCAGCUACCAUGGAACUUCACGCGUCUUGACAUAAGCAACAAUAGAUUCUCUGGUCCCAUUCCAACUUUAGCAGGCAAAAUGAAACUAUUCAGUGCGGCAAACAACUCUCUUUCUGGUGAAAUUCCCUGGGAUUUAUUGGGUAUUUCACAGGUAACAGAUGUUGACCUUUCUGGAAAUCAAAUUACUGGAUCAAUACCCAUGACAAUUGGAGUGCUAAAGCUCAACUCACUUAAUCUAAGUGGAAACCAGAUAUCUGGUACUAUACCUGCAGCAUUUGGAUUUAUAUCAGGGCUAACCAUCCUUGACCUCUCCUCGAAUGCGCUAUCUGGCGAGAUCCCAAAAGCGAUCAAUAAGUUAAAACUGAACUUUCUAAACCUCUCCAUGAAUCAACUCACGGGGGAAAUUCCAACAUCAUUGCAAAACGAAGCAUAUGAGCGAAGCUUCCUCUUCAAUCCAGGCCUCUGUGUCUCAUCGAAUAAUUCCAUCCCUAAUUUCCCGAUUUGCAGCGCAAGAGCAAACAACAACAAUGAUAUCUCCAGGAGGCUUAUAGCCCUCUUUUUUGUUCUUGCCAGUAUCAUGCUUGUGGGUUCGGCAGUUGGUGGUUUCUUGCUAUUAAAGAGGCAAAAGAAUACCCAAGAUCCUCUAUCAUGGAAGCUGACCCAGUUCCAUGCACUGCAUUUCACAGAGUAUCAUGUUCUUUCUGGGCUCUGUGAGCAGAACUGGAUUGGAAGUGGCAGGUCUGGCAAGGUGUACCGAAUUUGUGUUGUGGAUGGAGAAGGUGGUAGUAGAAUGGUGGCUGUUAAAAAAGAUAUGGAACGCCCAGAACCUUGA
Messenger RNA from Triticum turgidum subsp. durum (durum wheat), 2193 nucleotides. Lineage: Eukaryota; Viridiplantae; Streptophyta; Magnoliopsida; Poales; Poaceae. The record is from the annotation of a GenBank genome assembly.